AUGGUGCUUAUAGCAGCAACGGUGUGUACAAAAUCAGGAAAAGCCCUAGUGUCACGUCAGUUCGUAGAAAUGACUAAAGCACGUAUUGAAGGGCUAUUAGCUGCAUUUCCUAAGCUAAUGACUGGUGGUAGGCAGCAUACAUUUAUAGAAACAGAAUCUGUCCGGUAUGUCUAUCAACCUCUGGACAAGCUAUACAUGCUCCUGAUAACUACAAAAGCUAGUAACAUUUUGGAGGAUUUGGAAACACUGCGAUUAUUUAGUAGAGUGGUACCAGAAUAUUGCACUCAAUUAACUGAAGCUGAAGUUUUGAAUCAAGCCUUCAACUUGUUGUUUGCGUUUGAUGAAAUUGUUGCACUUGGAUAUAGGGAAAGUGUAAAUCUUGCACAAGUACGCUCAUUUGUGGAAAUGGAUUCUCACGAAGAGAAAAUAUAUCAAGCUGUGCGACAGACUCAAGAACGUGAAGCGAACAACCGUAUGCGAGAGCGUGCGAAAGAACUUCAAAGGGAGAGACUUGAGGCGGCGAAACGAGGUCAGCCACCUCGCUCGCAAACUGGAUUUGGAAGCGGUUUCGGCAGCUCUUCGAUGUCGUCUGCCGCGUCCGAACCUAUCACUGAAAAGAUUCCGACUACACCUGUUCGGGAAACGACCAGCAGACAGUCGACGUCGCGGUCGGCGAUGAAGCUGGGGUCGCGCGGCGCGGACGCGGACACGUUCGUGUCGCGCCUGCGCAGCGAGGGCGACGCCGCCGCGCCCGCCGCCGCCGCGCCCGCCGCCGCGCCCGCGCCGCCGGGGAAGGAUGUGCAUUUGCGAUUCGAAGAACGUUUGAACUUGUCAGCCGGUCGAGAUGGAGAUAUACAGAACUUUGAGCUUUCAGGUUUGUUGACGCUGCGUAUAAGUAACGAGCAGUUCGGAAAAAUUCACGUCCACGUCGAUAAUAAGGACUCCAGGCCCUUGCAGUUGCAAACUCAUCCAAAUGUGGACAAGGAAGCGUUCAGAACGGAGGGCGUGAUCCGUCUGAAGCAAGCGCAGAGGCCGUUCCCUCUCAACAGCGACGUGGGCGUGCUGAAGUGGCGGCUCACGCAUACCGAUGAUAAAUCUGCUCCAUUGUCUGUGAACUGCUGGCCAUCGGAGGGCGCGAGUGGCGGCUGUGAUGUUAACAUCGAAUACGAAUUGGAACAGGACCAUUUGAUUCUGUCAGACGUCAAUAUUACAAUUCCUCUGCCAUCUGGCAACCCAUCAGUGGUCGUUCAUCAGUGGGAAGGCAGUUAUACACAGAAAGGACGCUCAAUAAUCUGGAACAUUCCAUUGAUCAAUAAACAACAGAAAACUGGAACUUUGGAAUUCACUGUAACACCCGCCAUUCCAAACGAUUUCUUCCCGCUUGCCGUCACAUGGGUGUCCGAUACAUCAUUGGCCAUGCUCACGGCUACUAAAGUUACUCAAGCCGAUAAUGGAUCACCCGUUGAUUUCUCUCAAGAUAUAAGCUUCCAUCCGGAUAAAUAUGAAAUUGUA
Brenthis ino (lesser marbled fritillary) is the source of this 1512-nucleotide messenger RNA. The record is from the annotation of a GenBank genome assembly. Lineage: Eukaryota; Metazoa; Arthropoda; Insecta; Lepidoptera; Nymphalidae.